Molecule: messenger RNA, 564 nt
Organism: Symbiodinium pilosum
Lineage: Eukaryota; Dinophyceae; Suessiales; Symbiodiniaceae
Source: the annotation of a GenBank genome assembly
AUGUCAUACUUUGUUGGGCACAAGGCCGUCAAGGACGGUCACAAGGAGGACGGUGGCUUCGCCAUCAACGGUGACUAUGUUGCAGCUGCCACCAAGGCAGCCGGUGAGCUCUACGGCUACGGCCGCUCGAAUGUGCUGUUCAAGCCUACCAAGGCAGUCGAAGCGCAGUUCCGGCCCGGUGUUGUGAACACGGGCUUUUGUGGGGGAGUUUGGGACAAGCGUUUGGGGAACGGCUUCGCCAUCAAUGGUGGCAAAGGCUGGGCCGACGUGGUCUUUGACAACCACUUCAUCAACGUCAUUGGCGAGGUUGCCAUUGCCAUGGGCAACUAUUUCUUCACCAGCGCAGCUGAUGGAAGCAAGACCAAGGUCGAGUACACCUUCGGCUACGCGAAGAAUUCGGAUGGCAAGGUGCGCAUCUUCCUUCACCAUUCUUCUGUACCUUACAGCCCGGGCCCUCCUGCAAUUUCGCAGGCAGAAGUGCAAGGUGCACAGGCAGCCUGGGCGAGCGCUAUCAAGAGCAUUUCCAGGACCUACCUCGACGGGGGCGACUAUGUCGGAGCGGCA